Trichoderma breve is the source of this 3537-nucleotide messenger RNA. RefSeq lists its product as uncharacterized. The record is from RefSeq and is a predicted model, not a curated record. The coding region runs from base 1 to 3537 and encodes 1178 amino acids. NCBI's taxonomy places the organism in Eukaryota, Fungi, Ascomycota, Sordariomycetes, Hypocreales, Hypocreaceae. The transcript is spliced from 4 exons.
AUGCGGGUCUUCACUUCUUUGACGGCCUUGGUAGCCGGUACCGUAGUGCAGCACGCAAGUGCUCAGGCAGAUUACGGAACGCAUGGCGGCAACCGGGGCAAUAGUCCUAAUGGCAAUGGCAACUCUGCUGGCCUUCCUGCCGGAUCUCCAAACGGCGGCUUCAAUGAUGACCCCAAUGGCAAUGCCUAUGGAAAUCCAAGUGGAAAUUCCAAUGGCUCUCCUGCUGGCCUCCCUGGAAAUCUCCCCGGUUCAACCCCUGGCAUGUCUACCUGCGCUCUCCAAGUCGUCACAACAGUUUUUGUCACUGUAUAUCCUACUAGCCAUCUUACACCUUCCGGUGUUAUCCAGCCCAGUGACUUUGACCCUGACCAGACCAUUCAUCAAACUGCGUUCCCUACUACACCCAUCCCAAUUUCUUCAGCUGAAUCUGUUGAGGCCGCACACACCAGUGUCAAACCCUUCACCACACUCACAAUCGACGUUUGGGGCAGCGAUCCUGAUUCAUCAAACGCUUUUCCAUCUGAUGAUCCGUCCGCCCCUGUCUACACUGAUGGCGCUUCUGACCCUGCUGAGACCUCCGCGGACUACCCUGGUGGUUCCCCUUCACAGACACCUUGGCCCAGCAAUUUACCGAUGUCUGAGCCUUGGGAACAUCCCACACCAUCAGAUGGACAGUCAUCUUUCAGCGCUGGACCGGUUGUUGGUUCUCCUACCGCUGUUCCUCCUGAGAACUCCGCAUACGGCAAUGGGGAUGACUUCCCUAACAUUUCUUCCAACCCCAAUGGCGGACAACCAUCAGAGUACUCUUCACCAACUGGUACAGGCGCUGGUGGGAACGGCAACCAUCCUAUUCAAGUGACAGUCAUUGGCUCAGAUGGGAAACCAACAGUCCUCGAAUUCCCUGGCGCCCAACCCAGCAACGGCAAUGGCAAUGGCGCUGGCCAACCUUUUCCCACAGUCACCGCUCCGACCUCUGGCUUCACUCCAGGCGGUGCCUCAGAAACUUCAGGCGUCUUAGCAACGGCAGGUGAGACCAUGUGCACCAGCUACACCAUCCUUGGGCCCAAUGGAGUUCCCACAGUCGUCCACUCUACUUGGGUCGACUUCCCAACAGCCACUGCUGGCUUCCCUUCUGGUUUCCAAUCGGAUUUCCCAUCAGGUCUUCCAUCAGGCCUUCCAUCGGGUUUCCCCUCUAGCCUUCUCUCCGGCCUUCCUUCUGGCUUUCCCACCGGCCUUCUCUCCGGCCUUCCUUCAGGUUUUCCAUCAGGCUUUCCUUCUGGGUUUCCUUCUGGAUUUCCUUCUAGCCUUCUCUCCGGUCUCCCAACCAACCCCAGUGUCAUCACGGGCUUGCCUGGCGGACCAGUCAUCGCGACACACACUGAGUUCACUGUUCUUGGCCCUGAUGGACUUCCAACUGUCAUUGAGUCCUCCUGGCUGGUGCCCGCACCGACGAACACGCAGCUGGGUAUCUCUGGUCCGAAUUCCGUAGGUGGAUUCCCAAAUCAGGUCACGGGCAUCCCAACUCAAACUGCUGGAACGGCGGCUGGCGUGAGCGUGGAUGGCAGUACAACUUGCACAAGCUAUACAGUACUGGGACCUGAUGGCCUCCCAACUGUCAUUGGUACCACUUGGGUCGUUCCAAACCCGACUGCCGGCGCGAUUCCCGCCAACGUCGUCACUGGAGUCCCAAGCCAAGUUAGCGGAGUUUCUGGUUUUCCUUCACAGUUUGGAACGAAUGUUGGAGGUGCGAGUGCCGUCACGACUUGCACGAGUUAUACUGUCCUGGGACCUGACGGUGUUCCCACAGUUGUUGAGUCCACCUUUGUUGUGCUCGCGAGCAGCACUCUUCCUGCAGUUACCAACGGACUGCCUCUGCCUCCUGCUCAAGCUUCUGGCUUUCCACAAGGCACCCCAAACCUUCCAGAGGGAGGUAAUUUUGCCACAACUUGCAUCACAGUCGGCGUUAUAGGACCAGAUGGAUUUACAACGCCUGCUAUCCAAACCCUUGUCAUCCCUACCAGUGGUCUAGGCAAUGCUUUGCCUGCCCAAACCAACCUUGGGUACCCUUCUCUUGUUCCUGCCCAAACCGGUCUUCCUCUUCCCCAAGGAGGUCUUUCUGCUACUCCUGCUGGAAGUGGACUUUUCACCACCUGCAUUACGGUUACCACACUAGGACCAGAUGGCAUGGCAACGCCUGUUGUUCAGACUAUUGUCGGUUUGCCGAGUGGUGCCAAUCUUGGGGCCCCGAGUGGGAGUCUGAUCAACCUUCCUACCCUCACUCAAUACGGAUCUUUUGGCACUGGUCUGCCAGUUGUUUUGCCGCCAUCUGCAGUGGUUUCUGGCCUUGCGGAACCAACAGGGACUGUCACUGGUACCCGCACUUCGACUUUUACUGUCACCAAUGGUCCUGAUGGACGGCCUGCCUCUCUCAUUCCGUACGGUGACGAGUGGAACAAUCAAGCUCCAGUGUUGGAAUCUUCGCCGCUGUCAAAUAAUGCCUACGGCUCGCUUCCAAGUGGCCCAUCGCAUCUUGCAACGGCUCUCCAGACUAGUACAUGGACCAACGUCAUACCGGAGCAAACCACCACCUACACCAUCAACUUUCCUCUUACUACCAUGGCGACUGUUACUCUUCCUAAUCGACGUGUCAUGCGACGUCAGCAAGAGUCAGUAAUGUCAGAGUUUGUGUGGGACAACUCUAGUGCUACUCUCUCCUUUCCGGCCUUUAGUAUCCCGAGCCCCUUUACUCCCGUUCUUCCUUCUGUGACAGAUUCCGUGCCACCGCAAGCUUCUGCUGUGGACGGAUCAGAUUUCAGCCCUAUGUGUCCUACUGGUGGAAAGAUUGGCAAUUUUACACUCGACUUUGAUGAUACCAAGGCUGGUCCAUUCUUCAAUCCUUCUCGCGAUAUCUGGUUCUCUCAAGGGUUCCUCAUCGCGCCCCCAUCGUCCCAAACCUCUCAAUCUUACAAUCCUUCGUCCGGCGGCCAGCUUGUGGAAUUUAUGCCACCAUCCCUGCCUUUAUCAGCUCAUUCUAAUGCGGGGGACACUGCUGAGAUUGGUGUUGGUCCAAAUGCUCCAAAUCACUGCUUCAGAUUUGACUUCCAGGGCGCGAGCCUUGGCUGUGCGGCAGAAGGUGCCGAAAACUGGUGUGACUUUGAAGUUUCAGCAUACCGCUACAACGACGUUUCGCAAAGAGAGGAAUCAAUAGCCUGGUCUGAGACGAAGCAUAUUCCAGCAUGCCCCAACUUCCCUCAUGGGAACUGCCGGUUGACCCCUGUGUCGUUUGGUGGCUACACGAACAUCACGUCGAUUCUGAUCAAUCUCCGUGUUGGCAAUGAAGUACGAGUCUGGUGGGGAGAUGACUUCAAAUUCGGCUGGAGCGACAAUGGUUGUGAUGCCGCGGCUUGUCGCGCGAAUGCUCUUCCUCAACCCGUCAAGCGUGAGGCCAUCGAAUCAGCCGUCCGCCAAGGAGUCUGGCACUGGACUCCGCGUGGGCUGAAGCGACUUGAUGACGGAUACAUCUGGGAAUCAGUAUAA